CUCCUCCUUGCCAAUCAGCGCGCUCGCUGUGUCCUCGUGCAGGAAGCAGGAGGAGCGCUUGCGCCUGCGCGGAGGGGAGCGGAGGGGUUUGAUCCAAGAUGGCGGAGCGCGGCUACAGCUUCUCCCUCACUACCUUCAGUCCUUCUGGAAAGCUUGUUCAGAUUGAAUAUGCUUUGGCUGCAGUGGCUGCAGGAGCUCCAUCUGUUGGGAUUAAAGCUGCAAAUGGAGUGGUGUUGGCAACGGAGAAGAAGCAGAAAUCCAUUCUUUAUGAUGAAAGGAGUGUCCACAAAGUGGAACCAAUUACCAAACAUAUAGGCUUAGUGUACAGUGGUAUGGGUCCAGAUUACAGAGUACUUGUGCACAGAGCUCGGAAACUGGCCCAACAAUAUUACUUGGUUUACCAUGAGCCCAUUCCAACAGCUCAGCUAGUACAGAGAAUUGCUUCUGUGAUGCAGGAAUACACACAGUCUGGUGGUGUUCGUCCCUUUGGUGUAUCACUGCUAAUAUGUGGCUGGAAUGAGGGGCGGCCCUAUUUGUUUCAGUCGGAUCCAUCUGGAGCUUACUUUGCAUGGAAAGCAACAGCAAUGGGAAAAAAUUAUGUCAAUGGGAAAACAUUCCUUGAGAAAAGAUACAAUGAAGAUUUGGAGCUUGAAGAUGCCAUUCAUACAGCUAUCUUAACACUGAAGGAGAGCUUUGAAGGGCAAAUGACAGAAGACAACAUUGAAGUUGGCAUCUGCAAUGAAGCUGGUUUUAGGAGGCUGACUCCAACUGAGGUUAAGGACUAUUUGGCUGCAAUAGCGUAGUAAAAAGCAAGCAAGACAGUGUGACAAAACAAUGUUUUAAGGGGGCUGUGGUUGGUUUUUUUUGUUUUUUAAUAACUGAACAAUUCCCAUUUGUAGAAUUUUACUUGUUUUACAGGUGGUGGAGGAAAUAAAAAACCAAAACACAACCAGUA
Calypte anna (Anna's hummingbird) is the source of this 955-nucleotide messenger RNA. RefSeq names its product proteasome subunit alpha 2 (gene PSMA2). The record is from RefSeq and is a predicted model, not a curated record. The transcript is spliced from 8 exons. The coding region runs from base 99 to 803 and encodes 234 amino acids. Lineage: Eukaryota; Metazoa; Chordata; Aves; Apodiformes; Trochilidae. Gene Ontology annotation, cellular component: proteasome core complex; proteasome core complex, alpha-subunit complex. Gene Ontology annotation, biological process: ubiquitin-dependent protein catabolic process.